UCAUUUAUAUAUUCUCGUAGCUAUAAGUCUAUAACUCAUUUCCAAUCUCCUCUCGACUUUCUAUAUAUUAAUUGUAAUUUCUCAGGCCACUAUUCAAGAAUUCGUAUUCCUGAACCGAGUCAAAGGAGGCACGAAGUGUUAACAAAGAGUCUUUAUAUCAGACUGUUCCAAGUCAAGUGAGUGGUUGAAUUGGUGUUAGUGCUGAUGGACAUGUCUCUAAGAGCUAGAUCAACCACCUCUAAGCAAGCAUCCAUAUCAUCAGAUGCCUCCGAAAUCCCACUACUUCCUGUCAACAACAACAACAACGACAAUAAUAAUAAUAACAACAAUAAUGUUAUAUCAGAUUCUCCAGAACGGCAGCCUACACCGCGACCGUCAAUUUCUAAGCGUGCCUUAGAGACCACGGCUAAUUUAGCCAACCUACUCCCAACAGGGACACUCUUAGCAUUCCAACUUCUAAUCCCAAUUUUCACCAACAAUGGAUCGUGUGACACUGCAACACGUCCCAUGACAUUCAUCCUCCUUGCACUACUUGCUUUUUCGUGCUUUUUGGCUUGUUUUACUGAUAGCUUUAAAGCACCAGACGGGCAAAUUUACUAUGGCUUAGCUACGUUUCAAGGAUUGUGGAUUUUCGAUUACCAGGCAGCGAAGAUAUCUGGAAUGCCUAAUGAGUUGAACAGGUAUAGAGUUGGGUUUAUUGAUUUUAUUCAUGCUGUGCUCUCAGUUCUUGUUUUUGUUGCUGUGGCUUUGAGGGAUAAGAAUGUGGUGAAUUGCUUUUAUCCUACACCGGAUCAUGAGACAAAACAGGUUCUUGAUGUGGUUCCUAUUGGUAUUGGGGUAAUUUGUAGCUUGUUAUUUGUGGUGUUUCCAACUAGGAGACAUGGCAUUGGCUUCCCUGUCACACCUGACAGACGGUAAAAUUGAAGUCAAAACUGUAAUAUUUGUUGUUGUUAUUUAUUAAUUCAUUCACUUGUGUAUAAAAAGUUACUUAUAAUGUUUUGCAAAGUCGUAUAUAUCGACUGCAA
This is a messenger RNA of Lycium barbarum (goji berry), 1025 nucleotides long. Its product is annotated as protein DMP3-like. The transcript has a single exon. The record is from RefSeq and is a predicted model, not a curated record. Lineage: Eukaryota; Viridiplantae; Streptophyta; Magnoliopsida; Solanales; Solanaceae. Gene Ontology annotation, biological process: endomembrane system organization. Bases 205 to 918 code for a protein of 237 amino acids.